Drosophila innubila is the source of this 770-nucleotide messenger RNA. RefSeq lists its product as uncharacterized. The transcript has 4 exons. The coding region runs from base 110 to 619 and encodes 169 amino acids. Lineage: Eukaryota; Metazoa; Arthropoda; Insecta; Diptera; Drosophilidae. The record is from RefSeq and is a predicted model, not a curated record.
CGGCGUUUCUGUUGUUGUUGUUAUUGUUGUUGUUGCCUCUGCUGCUCGCUUUUGGCGCAAUCGAAAGUUACGUUUUGGCUUUACGUAGACCGCAUUAGUUGUACGCUGAAUGUCGUCGACAUCAGUUCACAGUCUCCAAUUUGAAAAAAGAUCCAAAGUCAAGACAACACCAAUUCUCAACAAUAUUUGCGGAAAACUUGUGCUUACAGACAGAGAGCAAUUGCAGCUUAAAAUGGAGCUGGAGAAUUAUAUGCAGGCAUCGGCGUCUCCCAACAGCAAGCGUUUUGUCGUCGAAGAUUCCAUCACAAAGGUGACCUCCGACGGGGAACCACACGGCAUGAUGACCAUGGUGGCAGGUUUGUCGGGUCUAUUAGCAGCCAUUAUAAUACUGGCCGUACUUGUUUCCAUGGUGGCCUGUCGCAAGCAUAAAACCAAGAAGCAGCAGAACACAAACACAACAAUCGGCAGUGUUGUGGCAAUGACAAGUGUGGAAAUAUCACAGCCUCAACUCACCGGCAAUUUGAAUGCCGCAUUUGCGGAGAGCACACUGACCCUGAACGUCGAUGAUAAGGAUAAGGCGAAUCAACGCCCGACAGCGAUUAUUGUGGAGCGCUAUUAAGCUAUUAUUAAUCAAUUAUGUAUAUUAAUAUUAGCGCUGCGAGUGCACGUGAUGUUUGUGAACACAUGAGACUGACACAGCGGUGGCACCCUCGUGUUGCCGCCGCCACUUAGACAACUAAGCGAAAUCAUUUUAUAGCAAAACUAUUGUA